Messenger RNA from Dunckerocampus dactyliophorus (ringed pipefish), 1173 nucleotides. It is a transcript of the gene tmem263, whose product is annotated as transmembrane protein 263. NCBI's taxonomy places the organism in Eukaryota, Metazoa, Chordata, Actinopteri, Syngnathiformes, Syngnathidae. Bases 171 to 536 code for a protein of 121 amino acids. The record is from RefSeq and is a predicted model, not a curated record. The transcript is spliced from 3 exons.
GGGUGGAGACAUAUCUCGUCCCCAUAGAAAAAGAACAUCAACUGACGGAGGCAAAAUUUUGGCCGGCUGCAUCAAUUGACGCCGACUUAUUAUUAUUUUUAUUUCAACGUUAUUUAUUGCACUACCCAGCACAUCUCAUCAUUCUUCCUCGUAACUGUAAAAAAUAAGAGAUGAGUCAGGCGGAGCAGGUGCUCGAGGGCACACCUGCUAACCUUAGUGACGAACCAGUCGAUUCAGACAUCCUCAAAGACCACCCACAGACUCAGACGAGCAUGUUGGGCAAAUUGGCGGGAGGCUUGUACGGCGCCACCAAGGGGGCUUUAGGAGCGACCGUGAACAGUGUGACGUGGAUUGGAGGAAAGAGCCUGGACAUCACCAAGACGGCCGUCAGCUCAGUGGCCGCCGUGCCUGCGGCAGGCGUAGGUCUGGUCAAGGGAGGAGUGUGCGCCGUAGCCGGCGGUGUGACGGCCGUCGGUUCUGCCGUGGUCAGCAAAGUUCCAAUGGGAGGAGGCAAAAAGAAGGACAAGUCCGACUGAGGGGAAGAGGAGAGGGAAUUUGCACCAACGAUGUGUUGGCCACGCUCUGUUCGCUCAGACGCAGCAACAGUAGGCAAACAACACAAGACUCAAUGUUUUGUUGUGGGUUCUGUGCUUUGUGUACCCACUUUUUUUCAUUAUAUUGAUGUUUUUGUAAACUGCAAAAUAUAAGCUAGGAAAGGCUUAUUUGUUGUGAGAGGAAAACACCUUUCUUUUCACCAAUGGCGUGAAUUGGUCCAAAUAAAAAUAUCCGUGUCUAUUUUGAUCACAAGGAUUGUUUUCACUGCAAACUACACCAGCAAACCUGAAUUACAUGCACUUGAAUAUCACCAGCUCGACAAUCAAUCUGUCACGAGUGAUCAUCAAUUAUUAACCAGGUCAGGUUUUUGCUCACUAAAUAUAUUUUUCACGCAAGAUGUUUCUGUCCACGUAAGCACCCCCAGUGGUCUGAAUAGGUGACCAAUAGGCAUCAAUAGCAGCAUUGAUUGAUGUGUCUGUUAAUAUCAAAUAUAUCAAUGGAGUCAGAUUUCAAAUCAAAAUGUGAGUCAAAAGAUUUGACUCCCAGAACUGAAUACACUCAUCCAUUUUGUUUAUACUCUUAUGCAAUAAGAUGAAUGCACUCUUUGGCAUUGCACCA